This is a messenger RNA of Penaeus indicus, 1937 nucleotides long. RefSeq lists its product as uncharacterized. Bases 108 to 1277 code for a protein of 389 amino acids. The record is from RefSeq and is a predicted model, not a curated record. NCBI's taxonomy places the organism in Eukaryota, Metazoa, Arthropoda, Malacostraca, Decapoda, Penaeidae. Gene Ontology annotation, molecular function: serine-type endopeptidase activity. The transcript has 8 exons.
GAACUUCAACGGAGACUCAGUCUGCUUGCAACGGCCAAGGUGGGUAGGUGUCGAGGAGAACACAGGCAGCUGACUCUCGCUUUUGGACCCAUUGAGGAAACGGAGCAAUGCUGUUUCGGUCGCUGUUCCCGCUGCUGUUGCUGCUGCUGAUCGGGGUGUGGAGCGUCAGCGGAGCCAACGAGGAGCGAGAUGCGGCCGCGGGAAGCUCGAGGCCGCGAUCCGAAGGGAAGAGAGCGAAGCAAAUGAGCGCCAAAAGCAAAUCGGAGGCGACGGUUCCGAAGGCCCUCGGCGACCCAACGGAGGAUGAGAUCUCGGACAAAAGAGGAUCCAAAAGCCUGAAUCUCCUGGAGGAAGACGCGAAGGAGGAGAAAGAAUCGACGCCGGAGGAUGAGAGAAAGGCGGAACCGAAGCUCCGGAAGGAUGAGAACGAAACGGGCUUCGAGACCGAUCCCGUGCGAAAGAAGCCAGUCAGAGAGAUGAGCUUCGUAAAACCUAAAGACGAAGGUAAAGAGGACCAGCUCCUGAAAACGAAUCUGAACCAAAGACAGUUUUGGUUUGGUGAUGACCCGCCUCCAGGAAUCCACACGUCCUUGUACCAACAUCACCACAGAUUAUCAUGCGACGACGACAAGUGCACGGGGAAAGGAGGCACUUGGCAGCCCUUGGACGACUGCUCCGGCGACCAGGACAGACCCAUGCUCUACUGCCCCACUACCGACGAGUUCUGCUGUGGCCAACGCAGGUACAGGCAGCGUACGAAGAGGUGCAAGCGGUCGGGAGGAAGCUGCCACAUCCACGAGGCAACCUGUCCCGGCGUGGCGGAGAAGAAGAGGUGUCGCAAGGGAAGGAAAUUCUGCUGCUACAUCCCAAAACCAUACGUGGACCUAACCUGCGAUGGCGAAACUUACUCGCUGGCGGAGGGCGGCCGGGUGAUCACAGCCACCGAGGGCCGCAUCAAGAGCCCCGGGGACAUGGUGCGUUACCGGCGCUACCUGGACGUCUCCGCCAGCCUCGUUCUGCCUCCCGGACACGUCGCCAGGAUCGAGUGGAGGGACAUCGAGGUCGAAGAGAACUCGCGGUGCUUGUACGACUACGUGGAGAUUGUCGAUUCGCUUACCGGCGAGGGGCUCGAACCCUACAACAUCAGCAGGUUCUGCGGAAGGAAAGUCCCACAUACCAUGGAUUCUAAAAGUAAUUUGGUGACAAUAAGGUUUAAAACUGACUACAGCGUCCAGGAGGCAGGGUUCGACAUUUGCUUCCGUGCUGUCCAGGUGUAAGACGUUCUGCUUUCCAACUCUGAUACGGCAAAUAGAUUUCAUUACCUGGAUAAAGCGAGGGAUCAGCUGCGACUCCGUAUGCAAUAUUAUCUUCCUCUUAACUUUCAAAAAUGGUAACAAUGAAAUAGGAGUGGCAGACUUGAUCUUUCUAUGCAUAAGCCGUUUGAAUGAAUAUGCAAUGAUUACCAAACAGUAUGUUUCAAUAUCUAGUUACCUACUACCAGGCAUUUUUUUUAUAAUUAUCUAGCAAAACGGUUCAUAUUUACACUGCCAUUACUUACCUGUUCUUUUUUACAUAGUCAACCAAAAAAGUCAUUCUUAAUAAUCAUCGGUUAAUGUGUGUAGUCUAUAGCAAGAACACACAACGCAUUCACACAAAAUUCUUUGGCAAUUAUAAACCAGGCAGUUAUUUAACUUGUAUUACUAAUGUAUGUGAUAAUUCAGAAGAAGAGCUACAUUUUGUUUAUUUAGAAAAAAAUGUGGUUUUAAUUAUCAAGAUAUCAAUAGCUUCUGGUUAUUUUUUGUUUAUCUUCCAUUCAUAAUAUGCCUCACUGUUUAUAUAAUCUGCUAUGAAUUUCGAAAGGUUUCUCACCUAUCUAGGACAAAUUUCCAAAUAUGUAUUGUAAACUUUGGGCACAACAAUAAAGAUCUUUGAAAUUC